UUGGCGGUUUGCGAUUCCACCCAGGACUCGCAAGAGCACGGCCACUUCCUUUUCCUCCCCACGCUAGGGACUUAUUCCUCUACUGGGCUGGCUUCCCGUUAGGGGUUCUGUCCGCGUUCUUGCCCCAGCGUGACUUUCUUCAGGGCGUGGUUGCAGGAGCCUCACGCGGCAGCUCUGUGCCCAUGAAGAUCUCGCUGGUGACCCUCCAGCCCCGCCACCAUGAACGGGACCCUGAUCCCCCAUACGCCCAUCGCGGUGGACUUUUGGAGCCUGCGCCGGGCUGGUUCCGCACGGCUCUUCUUUUUGUCCCACAUGCACUCGGACCACACCGUGGGUUUGUCUAGCACCUGGGCCCGGCCCCUCUACUGCUCCCCAAUCACUGCUUACCUCGUGCAUCGUCACUUACAGGUAUCCAAGAAGUGGAUCCGAGCCCUGGAGGUUGGUGAGAGCCAUGUCCUGCCUCUAGAUGAAAUUGGGCGAGAGACCAUGACUGUAACCCUCCUGGAUGCCAAUCACUGCCCUGGCUCUGUCAUGUUUCUCUUUGAAGGAUACUUUGGAACCAUCCUCUACACAGGUGACUUUCGGUAUACACCAUCCAUGCUAAAGGAGCCAGCCCUGAAACUAGGGAAACAGAUCCAUACCUUAUACCUAGAUAACACCAAUUGCAACCCAGCCUGGGUUCUUCCCUCCCGACAAGAAGCUGCCCGCCAGAUUAUCGAGCUAAUUCGAAAGCAUCCACAGCAUAACAUAAAGAUUGGACUCUAUAGCCUGGGAAAAGAGUCGCUGCUGGAGCAGCUGGCCCUGGAGUUUCAGACCUGGGUGGUAUUGAGUCCUCGGCGCCUGGAGUUGGUGCAGCUUCUGGGCCUGGCAGACGUGUUCACGGUGGAGGAGAAGGCCGGCCGCAUCCAUGCCGUGGACCACAUGGAGGUCUGCCGUUCUGCCAUGCUACAUUGGAACCAGACCCACCCUACCAUUGCCAUCCUUCCCACAAGCCGGAAAACCCACAGCUCCCACCCCGACAUCCACAUCAUCCCUUACUCGGACCACUCCUCCUACUCAGAGCUCCGGGCCUUUGUGGCAGCACUGAAGCCUUGCCAAGUGGUGCCCAUUGUCAGUCGGCAGCCCUGCAGGGACUACUUUCAGGACAGCCUGAGCCCCAGGCUCUCUGUGCCCCUGGUCCCGCACUCUGUGCAGCAGUAUAUGAAUUCCUCCUCAAGAAAACCAAGCUUGCUCUGCCUGUUGUUAGAAAGGAGACUAAAGAGGCCGAGAACCCAGGGUGUCAUGUUUGACUCCUUUCCGGAAACUGCUGAUCAAUCUCAAGGUGACAUGGACUCGCAGGAGGCCAAGAAUGACAACCUUUCUGGGCACCUCGAGAAGCAGGCUUCCCACCGUCCUUUGCAGAUCAAAAAACCGUUGCUUCCGGACCUCUGCAGCAAAGAGUGGGAUGGGGCAGUCCCUUUCUCAGAGUCCCAGAAGAUGGUGACUGUACUGACUGCCCCCUUGAAUGUGUCAGUGCACUUACGGUCCACAGAUGAGGAAUUUAUGUCUCUAGAAACUGGGGAGGAAAUUGGUGUGUGGCCCCACUCGGUCCCCAGGGGAAACCAUGAUGGCUUAGCAGCCACAGGGAACCAGAGCACUUGGACGGGCCCGGAUUGUCCCCUGACUCACAGCAGCGAGGCAGCCCCUCUCCUGGCUCCUGAGUUCAGGGGCCUGGCACUGAAAUACCUUCUGACUCCAGUGAACUUUUUCCAGGCCCAGUUCUCUUCCAGGGGCUUUGACCAGCAAGUGGAAAAAUACCAUAAACACUUGCUGAGGUACAGGGAGGAGAAUGACACCUUCGUUUGAUCCAACACCGUGGUUGUAAAGAUAGUGACCCAUGGCUGCUGGAGAGACUUUGUUUUGGGCCUUACUUUUCUAAAAAUAUUUUUUUUACAUUUAUUCAUUUUUGAGAGAUAGAUGGAGCAUGAGCGGGGGAGGGACAGAGAGAGCCAGGGAGACAGAAUCCGAAACAGGCUCCAGGCUCCGAGCUGUCAGCACAGAGCCCGACGCGGGGCUCGAACUCACAGAUCACGAGAUCGUGACCUGAGCGGAAGUCAGACGCUUAACCAACUCAGCCACCCAGGCACCCCUAGGCCUUACUUUUCCAUCUUCACAGGAUCCCUGUGGGCUCACCCUGGAGCAGUAGCUCACAAAGUGUGUUCAUUGGAAUCCUAGUGCCCAUGGAGCCAUUAGUUUCAUGGUUGGCUACGUUUAAGAAACACUUUUCAGGGCGCCUAGGUGGCUAAGUCGACUGAGCAUCUAACUCUAUUUCAGCUCAGGUCAUAGUCUCACAGUUUCGUGGGCUCCAGCCCCACACGGGGCUCUGUGCUAAUGGCAUGGAGCCUGCUUGAAAAUCUCUCUCUCCCUUCUCUCUGCCCCUCCCCUGUUCACAUUCUCUGUCUCUGAAAAUAAAACAACACUUUUCAAUAUACCCUCUGCACAGCAUACAUGAGCAUACUAAAGGUUCUGAGAAGUCUUACAGUAACUUAAUCUGUUGAACUCAGUAUUUCUGCAACUUUUUUGAACAUGCAGUCCUCUGACAUGGGUGCAGUAAGAGAUGCAGUCUGAAUCAGAAAGGACCGGGUCACUCCCAUUAUUAUUUUGUGCACCAUGUGCCAUUCCCAAGUCUUCUUACCCUUCUCCCCAGAUAAAAAUUCCAUUUUUUAAGUUAGGAACUGUUGGAGGGUAAAGUGGUGAUCCAGGCAGCAUGAUACAAUCUCGAAUGUCACUAACUUGCUGUGACCCUGUCCAAGUGACUUCCUGUCUUUGCCUCUGGGAGGGAACAGGAAGCAGUGAAGAACCCUGGAAUGGUAGAGAAAAACUCGCCCCUGCCUCUAUGAGAGUCUGCAGUUAGUGUCACUAGAGACUUCUCUGGAACAGAGCCAGCUGGCGUAGUGGGCACCCUUCACCAAGGCCAUACCUGGAACCCAGCACGUAGGGUAUGAUGGCCUCCCAGCUGCCUGGAGGCCCUGACUAUUUAGCCAAAAUAAAGUUACAAAAGAUCAAAUGUGCUGCCAGA
Lynx canadensis (Canada lynx) is the source of this 3058-nucleotide messenger RNA. RefSeq names its product DNA cross-link repair 1B (gene DCLRE1B). Gene Ontology annotation, molecular function: 5'-3' DNA exonuclease activity; damaged DNA binding. The coding region runs from base 220 to 1845 and encodes 541 amino acids. Lineage: Eukaryota; Metazoa; Chordata; Mammalia; Carnivora; Felidae. The record is from RefSeq and is a predicted model, not a curated record. Gene Ontology annotation, biological process: double-strand break repair via nonhomologous end joining; interstrand cross-link repair; protection from non-homologous end joining at telomere. The transcript has 4 exons.